GGCCAGGGAUGAAGGGCAGAAAAGUCGCAGUGGGAGGGAGAAGUGGUCGAGGGACUGUUGGAGACGAAUCCCCAGCAGAGCCUGACAACCUCGGCCCCCUUCCUCCUCUCUCAACCUUGUUUCGUCUCUACGUUUACGCUCUGCACGGCUGCCUCUGCGAGGUGGCCUUCACCGCCGUGUACGACUGGUGCAGCACCCGAGACCAGAGGCUGCCGGGACACAGCAGCAUCUGGGCGCUGCCCAUGUACGGCUCCGCAAUCUUCUGCAUGGAGGCCCUGAGGGCCCGGCUGCUGGCCCAGAGGCGCUCCCUCCCUGUGAGGCUGGUAGUUUACACUUCAUUCAUUUACAUGUGGGAGUUCAGCUGGGGCGUGGGGCUGAGCCUGCUGGGGGCCUGUCCGUGGGAUUACUCAGCCCAUCGCUACAAUCUUCGAGGACUGGUGACUCUGGAUUACGCCCCAGCCUGGGCUGUUGCUGGAUUUAUAGCAGAGCAGCAUGUGAUUAAGAAUACGCUAAGGAUAAGAUUGAAAAACGGCUGAUUUCAUGGUUACAUUAAGUUAUGUCCUUACAAAAUCACCCACGUGACAUUUAAUGUCAUUUUUAGCUGGAACACAAUGUUAGUGUAUUUUUAACACUGUCAUAAUUUAAAAUUUGAAUAUUUUUUUGAAUCUUCAAUGAAUUUGUCAAUGAAAAAAUGACAAAUUUCAUGAUUAUCUUAAACAAUGUCCUUCAUAACAUUUUAUGUAAUUUUUUUUUUUUGCAGAAACAACACAAUCAUAUUGUAUUUUUAACAUUUAAUAAUUAAAAAGGUUGAGAUUUUUAAUCUCCAAUUAACAAUACACUAAAGAUAACAUUGAAAAACGGCUGAUUUUAUGAUAAUCUUAAACCAUGUCCUUCCAAAAUCUCCCAACUUUUAGUAAACAUCAAGCAAUCUCAGUUCCUGGUUGUGAACUGAAGUAUAAUAGAGUUAAUUAUGUAUUUAACCUAAAAUUACACGUAUUCUACCAUGUUGUCUUCCAUGUUGCUGUUUUGUUUUUAUUUAAUUUCUAAACUAAAGUAAACCUACGUAACAUUUGUUGUCUUUUUUCUUUUUUUUUUUUGAAGAAACAACAGAAUUAAAACCUUUUUGUAUUUUUCUGCUUCUGUCUGCCUCGUCUGGUCCUACUGGAGUAAAAAACUGUUUGGAUUUUGUCCAGGGUGGUAAUGUGUCUCAGCACGCCGCUUGGAAGAAAAUGGACACAUUUGCACGGUUGUUAAUUUUCAAUAUUUUCUUUAAAAAAAAAUCGAGAUAGUUUGCACAAUAUUUGGAAAAUGAGAACCUGGCAACUAUCUCACUCAGGGUUUUGUUCCUGGUGCAC
Molecule: messenger RNA, 1355 nt
Organism: Gambusia affinis (western mosquitofish)
Lineage: Eukaryota; Metazoa; Chordata; Actinopteri; Cyprinodontiformes; Poeciliidae
Product: transmembrane protein 229b-like
Exons: 2
Coding region: 9-536 (175 amino acids)
Source: RefSeq, a predicted model, not a curated record